This is a messenger RNA of Xiphias gladius (swordfish), 1793 nucleotides long. RefSeq names its product ankyrin repeat and SOCS box protein 15-like. Gene Ontology annotation, molecular function: protein binding. Gene Ontology annotation, cellular component: cytoplasm. The transcript has 10 exons. The coding region runs from base 40 to 1746 and encodes 568 amino acids. Lineage: Eukaryota; Metazoa; Chordata; Actinopteri; Istiophoriformes; Xiphiidae. The record is from RefSeq and is a predicted model, not a curated record. Gene Ontology annotation, biological process: intracellular signal transduction.
CAUCAUCCUGGGUUUUUGCUCUUUAUUUUGCUUUGAGUGAUGAGCUCUUAUGAAGAAUAUGGUGAAGAAGAGCUCAAUGACUAUAUCAUCCAGCUGAGUAUCCAGGACUCCUGCCAGGAUGCCUUUCUGAAAUCUGCAGCCAGUCUAGCAGCGGCGACGGAUGAAAAUCUGAGAGUCCUGGCUGCCAUCGAGCAAGGUGAGGCGUCGGUGCUCAGGGAGAUGCUGGGGCACGCCUUUGCCUUCAGGGAGUCGGACAGUCGCGGCUGGCUUCCCCUCCACCGAGCCGCGUCCCAGCAGGUGCUGGAGGUCCUGGAGACUGUCCUGAGAUUGGCGCCUCAGGGGCUCGGCCUGGAGGAGAGAACGGCUGCGGGGGGAGAGACGCCGCUGACACUGGCAGUUAAAGCCGGACUGGUGCAGAACGUGGAGAGCCUGCUGGAGCACGGAGCCUCGCCUCACAACACCAACAGCAAGAACGAGUCACCGCUGCUGCUGGCGGUGAGGGUCGGCUCCUACGAGAUGACGUCCACUCUGGUGGCCCACGGCGCCUGGGUGGAGCAGGUUUGCCGGAAGAAGUGGACGCCCGUGCACGAGGCGGCCAAAGUCGGCGACGCCGACAUCCUCAUGCUGCUGCUGAGGAACGGCGGGCGGGUAAACCAGAAGGACUUGACGGGGGAGACGCCGCUCGCCGUGGCUGCAGUGCACGGACACCUCCACAUCACGGAGAUUCUGCUGAACUGUGGAAGCAAAGUGAACUCUCAGUCCUGCAACGGGGAGAGUGUCCUGCUGGACGCAGCCGGAUCGGGAAACACCGCCUGCAUUCGGCUGCUCCUGGACAACGGAGCCAACCCCAACUUGCCCAGCAUCACCGGACACCUGCCCAUACACAAGGCAGCGUACGCAGGGCACUAUGAUGCACUGAAGAUGCUGAUACCUCUGACCACUAAGAAGGCCAUCAAGGAGGCGGGUCAGAGCCCAGUCCACUCUGCAGCGGAGGGAGGCCAGAGUCGCUGCCUGCAGCUCCUGCUGGCCUGCAGCUUCGACGUCAACUACCGCAUGAACACGAGAAGCUCAGAAAACUACCGGGACAUGAGGAGGAGCGCCCUGUACUUCGCCGUCUCCAAUGGGGAUGAGGACUGCACCAAAAUCCUGCUGGCGGCCGGAGCGAAGACGGACCUGGACCCGCUCUGCUGCCUCCUGGUGGCGGUCCGGUCCGGGCGUUACGAGAUCGCGAAGCUGCUGCUGGCGGCCAAAGCAGACGUGAACUGUUACUUCACGGUGGUGAGCGACACGGUGUUCCCCACGGCGCUGCAGUACUGCCUGAAGGACGAGGCGAUGAUGCGGCUGCUGCUCAACAACGGCUACAAGGUGGAGAGGUGCUUUCAGUGUCACCAUGACAACGCUUUUGAUGCCGCGGAUGAGGUGGACGGGAAAAUCCCAUUCUGCGAGUUCAUGAGCCUCUGCUGCCUCGUGCACCUGUCCGGCAGCGUGGUCCGGGUUCUGCUGGACUACGUCAGCCACGUGCACAUCUGCUCCAAACUCAGACUCACCCUGGAGAAGCAGGAGGAGUGGCCCGAAAUAUGUGAAAUCCUCAGCAGUCCUCGCUCCCUCAGACACCUCUGCAGACUGGAGAUCAGGAGGCGUUUGACCCUGAAGAGACUCAGCAACCCUGAAAUCAUGAACUCGCCUGUUUUCCCUCCCCGACUGAAGAGCUUCAUACUGUACCAGGAACUCGACCUCUACGGCUAGGGCCAUGAACGCCUCAUGCGAUGACCUGUGGAUUCUCUGCAAGAGUC